Molecule: messenger RNA, 708 nt
Organism: Fonsecaea erecta
Lineage: Eukaryota; Fungi; Ascomycota; Eurotiomycetes; Chaetothyriales; Herpotrichiellaceae
Exons: 1
Coding region: 1-708 (235 amino acids)
Source: RefSeq, a predicted model, not a curated record
AUGGCAAGCAAAGCAGACGGCAACGGCGUCACGGACGAAAAUCUCUACCACAUCGUCUUCAGCAUCUCCAACAUCCCAAAAGACCCCAACCUCGCAAUCGAGAAACUGCGCAUCUGCGGCACCUUUACAGACCUGCAGGCAGCCAAAGCGGAGGCACACAAGACACUCUUCGAGGCCGGCUACGAACGAGAAUGGUUCACCGAGUACGACACCAACGAGACAGACUUUGAAGUCCACCACAUCAAGAGAAAAUCGGGGCUCUGUGUCUUUGCGAAAGCAAGCGACGGCACGACCUUCCGUGUGGCUGUCGCAACCACGCCGAAUACCCAAGGCUUCGAGAGCAACCCAGAAGACCACAAAGUGCACGGCGACGUGUACCAUGUGGUGCAAACCACAGUCCUGUACGACGAAGACGACACUGGCGAGGCCCGGGAGACGAUUGUCGAGGGCUCGUUCAAAAAGUACGAAGACGCCAGGAAAUUCGCCAGUACAGUUCUCCUGGCACCCGAGGACGGUGUGACGAAGGAGUCAUUUGCAGAGUACGACGAGGCAGGUCCAACAGAGAAAGACUGCGGAUACGGCGAGAAUGUAGUGGUACAUGCAGUUGGCAGCAAUGGUGAGAAUCUGCUCAUCAGCGUCUUAAAGGGGCAGGAGAUGGAAUCGGUCAGGUUGGCAGAGGCAGCGAUGAGGAUUCGCUCGUUCAACUAA